UGGUGAGAGGCGUGAUGGAGUGGAUGGGUGACGGCCUGUGACUGGAUUUCUUUUUCCCGAAUUAAUAAUCCUCAGGUCCCUGGAAGUUCUGGCAGAGAUAAUUAGUUUCUGUUUUUGAUUUAUGUUUGUUUUUGUUUAAUUCUGACAAGAUGGGAAGUAGUGGGAGCACCAAACGCGUUUCUUUUGAAGCAGAUGAGAAUGAUCAGAUCACAGUGGUGAAGGGCAUUAGGCUUUCUGAUAGUGUCAUCAACCGUAUGCGGGAUACUUCUCCAUCUGCCGAAAAGUCACAACCGUCUCCUCCAGAACAACCUUCAAGUGGAACUUCUCCGCCUUCUCCAGUCCAACCAAUAGUUACUAAUGAGGAGGUCAGAAAACAAAUUUCCCAAGAGCUGGCUCAAGAACGGGCAAGACAAGAUUUGAACUUGCAGAAGAGGCUUGAACAUGAUAAACGAUAUGUUCACGAUGAGAUCAGUAAAAUUCUUGAACGUGAGCGAGAUGCUGCAAAUGAUAGCCUUGUAAAAGCUGUGUUGCGGGAGAGAGCACUGACUGAAGAGGAGCGACUGAAAUCCAAGCACGCAACCAAGCAAUUGAAAGAAAAGGAGGAAGAACUACUGAAACUCAAUGCUUACUAUAAGGAGCAGGUGACCAGACUGGAAAAUAGGAGUGCCGAGUUCUACAAGCUGACCACCGAAGAAUACCAGAAAGCAGUUAGUGAAGUAGAGUCCAAGUUCAAGAGGUACAAGUCUCGACCCAUCUGUGCUGAGCUCCAGGAGGAUGUCCUCCGCUGCUAUCGACAGUACCCAGACCAGACUCUCAGCUGCUCUGCAUUGGCCAAGCAGUAUGUUCACUGCAUUAACUAUGCCAAACAGAGCCUUCUGGGCAAAGGAGGUUAAAAUAGUCUCCUGUCUCAUCAAAAAGCCCUCAUCAUCUAUUUCGACAACGGAUCACCUUUCAGAAGUAAUCAAAGAAACUCGACGAAAGCAUCAGGACAUUAUGGGAAAGAGGAAACAAAGGGCCAUUAUCACCACAGCAACAGCAGCAGCAAGCACCCUAAUUUAAUUGGUUGGGAUGUGUUUGGCAUGGUUGUGAAUGCCUUAACGACUUGUCAAGCUUCUAGUCCUACCAAGAAUGUGUUCAGCUUUUCUGUAAUUGUUCUGUCCUAUGACAUUAUAUGGAAUAUUUUUGUUUUGUUUAAUAUGAGGCCUUUGAAACAUUCUAACAAUAAUGUGAUUAAAUCUGUCUUUCAAGGAUCAAAAUGAA
This is a messenger RNA of Pristis pectinata (smalltooth sawfish), 1260 nucleotides long. It is a transcript of the gene chchd3a, whose product is annotated as coiled-coil-helix-coiled-coil-helix domain containing 3a. NCBI's taxonomy places the organism in Eukaryota, Metazoa, Chordata, Chondrichthyes, Rhinopristiformes, Pristidae. The transcript is spliced from 8 exons. The record is from RefSeq and is a predicted model, not a curated record. Gene Ontology annotation, cellular component: mitochondrion; MICOS complex. Gene Ontology annotation, biological process: inner mitochondrial membrane organization. Bases 150 to 893 code for a protein of 247 amino acids.